AAGUGGAGAGCGCAUAAGGAACCGUAGAAACCCCCUCACCAAAUCAUUUACUAAACGCUCUCCGCUCCCAAACACCCCACGCAGAUCUCAUCGCAAGUUCCCCAAUACAACUUCCUCUUUCUCAUAUCUCUAAGGCAAGUUCUUCUCUUCUCUCUCACAUUUUUUUCUUUAUCGUUUUAAUUCUCAAACGCCCCACCUUCUCGAUCCGUGUCACAAUUCACGAUUCCGCCUCCAUCUGCGACAAUAGUUGAAAAUGGGGCUCUCGUUCACCAAGCUUUUCAGUCGCUUGUUUGCGAAGAAGGAGAUGCGUAUACUUAUGGUCGGUCUCGACGCCGCCGGUAAGACAACCAUUCUCUACAAACUCAAGCUCGGAGAGAUCGUCACCACCAUUCCCACCAUUGGGUUUAAUGUGGAAACUGUGGAAUAUAAGAACAUCAGCUUCACUGUUUGGGAUGUCGGUGGCCAGGACAAGAUCCGUCCUUUGUGGAGACAUUACUUCCAAAAUACCCAAGGUCUUAUAUUUGUGGUUGAUAGCAAUGACCGAGAUCGUGUUGUGGAAGCUAGAGACGAGCUGCACAGGAUGUUGAAUGAGGAUGAGUUGAGAGAUGCUGUGCUUCUUGUUUUUGCUAACAAGCAAGAUCUUCCAAAUGCUAUGAAUGCUGCCGAAAUAACUGACAAACUUGGUCUUCAUUCUCUCCGUCAGCGCCACUGGUAUAUCCAGAGCACAUGUGCCACAUCUGGUGAAGGACUUUACGAAGGACUUGACUGGCUCUCAAACAACAUUGCAAACAAGGCAUAGUGAUCAUCAUUUGUGGAUUGCUUGGAUUUUGGUUGAGUUUAUAGCGAUUGUGACUUCCGAUGUUUGAUGCGGUUACCUUGUUUAGAAUCUUUUAUCUCAUCUAGCAUGUAUUAUUUGUCUUUGAUAAAGAACAAUAUAUUUACAACCUAAUAUCAAAAUAAUUUGAAUUCUUUUCCGUGUAUAAUCAGAAGACACUGUUUACCCAUUGAUUUUAGAAGUCAAUUUUGCCUAUGGUGCGUUGAUACUA
Molecule: messenger RNA, 1046 nt
Organism: Vigna unguiculata (cowpea)
Lineage: Eukaryota; Viridiplantae; Streptophyta; Magnoliopsida; Fabales; Fabaceae
Product: ADP-ribosylation factor-like
Molecular function (GO): GTP binding; GTPase activity
Source: RefSeq, a predicted model, not a curated record